UCCCCCAGCUGACGUACCCCAGUCACGGGACCGGCCUUCAGGAGACAGUUCACACGGACUAACGGCCGAUGGAGACCGCUGGCUGCGCGCUUUGCCUGCUAAUGGUCGCUUUUCAGGCCUCAGUUCUACUGAAUGCUGAAUGCCCAACAUGUGCCCCUGGAUUCAAAUACGAUAUGUUGAUGAGAGUGAGCAGGAAGCACCUGAAGCCGGGCACAGUCCUGGGCCAAGUCGGCUUCACUGACGGCACAGACCGCACCAGGUUCCUCUUCAGCAGUGACAACAGCCGGUUCAGCGUUCAGACCGAUGGGACUUUAAUGAAUUUUUUUCAGGUCAAGAGAGCAGUAACUCUUCAUGAAGGACAUAGGGACUUCUCUGUCCAUGCAUGGGAUUCACAGGGUCUCAAGACGACUGUUGAUGUGAGGCUAAUGUACCAAAGGCGUUCUCCUGAAAUUGCUCAUCACAACAUUGAGCAUUACCUUAGUGACCACAGUAAUCAGCAACACCUCGCUGAAAUGGAGUCUCUAGCAGAGGUGCCUGUUCUCUAUUUUCCCAAGACUAAAGGCCUGAGGAGGAAGAGAGAGUGGGUUGUUCCUCACAUCAAUGUUCCUGAGAAUAACAGAGGUCCAUUUCCUCAAAAAAUUACUAACAUCCGUUCAAGUGAGGCUAAAUUUAAGAGAAUCUUUUAUAGCAUCACUGGUCCUGGAGCAGAUCAACCUCCCAUUGACCUUUUCACCAUUGACAAAAACACGGGUGUUUUGUUCGUCACACAACCCCUGGACAGAGAGAGCCAGGCCAGAUAUGUGUUUCAAGCUCAUGCUGUGGCAGAUGGUUUAGGAAAUGUUGAGAAGCCAAUGGAAAUUGUAGUGAAUGUGCUGGACCAGAACGACAACAAGCCUGUGUUCACUCAAGCUGUAUUUGUAGGACAAGUUUCCGAGGCAUCACCAAAAGGUUUUGAGAUUUGUACAGUAAAUGCCACAGACAAGGAUGAUCCAAAUACAGAUGGUGGAAUAGUCCAUUACCGUAUUCUGAGCCAGAACCCCCAACUGUCCAGCGUCCCUCUGUUUGCCAUAAAUGAAGUCACCGGGGUCAUCUAUAUCAGUGAUAUUGGGCUGGACAGAGAGAAAUGGCCAAAGUAUACUUUGUGGAUACAGGCUGCCGACACCAAUGGAGAAGGGUUGCGUGCAGAAGCCCAUGUAAUUAUUACUGUAACCGAUAGCAACGACAAUGCUCCAGUCUACACUCAGCGCACGUAUAAAGCAGAAGUGGAAGAAAACCACCAUCUCGGUCACAAGGUGAUCAAGAUGGUGAUAACGGAUGGGGACGAGCCACAUACCCCGGCCUGGAAUGCCAAGUUCAGGAUCGUUGGUGGUGACCCCGGAGGGCUUUUCAGUGUGACAACAGGAAGUAACAAACAAGAAGGAAUUAUUACAAAUGUGAAGAGUCUUGACUUUGAAGCAAACAGCAAACACACCUUUUUGGUCGCAGUAGAGAAUGAGGUUCCCUUUGCUGUUCCGCUGCCCACGGCCACUGCCACCGUGGUGGUCAACGUGAAGGAUGUCAAUGAACCUCCAGUGUUUAAUCCUGAAACAAAGAUCGUAACCAAACCAGAAGACCUGGUUCCUAACAGCGAAGUGACUCAGUACACAGCAACCGACCCAGACACAGCACGCUCACAGACUGUCCAGUAUAAAGUGAUCAGCGACCCUGCAGGGUGGCUGAACAUCAGUAAAGACAAAGGUGUGAUACGGGUGAGAAGCAGCAUGGACAGGGAGUCUCGCUUUGUCAGGGAUAACUCGUACACAGCACUCAUCGGUGCAUAUGAUAAUGACGAGUCCCCAGCCACAGGAACUGGUACACUGAUCAUUCGGCUUCAGGAUGUCAAUGACAACGCCCCGGCCAUUGAGGAGCGCGCUAUUAAGGUAUGCAACAUGGAACCAGCUGAGCACCUGUUGACUGUGACUGAUAGAGACGGGCCUGGAUUUGGUGCUCCGUACGCCGUCUCAUUACAUGGCACGUCAAAAACCAACUGGACCGCUAAGAUGAACAGCAACAAAACUGGCAUAAUCCUGAAUUUGGCUACGGAGCUGCCCAGUGGAGACUAUGUUGUGCUCCUGAGCGUUUCAGACAACCAGGGCUUGGACCAGGAAAGCACCCUGCAGGCCAAAGUGUGUGACUGCACUGGGGAGAACGUGACCUGCCAAUGGUCGGUUGCAGGUGGUGCUGACCUGCCUGUGAUCCUGGGAAUCCUCGGAGGCAUCCUGCUGCUGCUUGUGUUGGUGCUGCUGUUGCUGCUGUUUGCAAGACGGAGAAAAGUAGCGAAAAACGAACCUCUACUGCAGGAAGACAUCAGAGACAACGUCUAUAUAUACAAUGAGGAGGGAGGUAGUGAGGACGACAACCAGAGCUUCGAUCUUGGCGUUCUCCGCCGUGCGCUGGAUAACCAGCCAGAAGUCCUCAGAAAUGAAGUGGUGCCAAGCUUCAUGCCGGCUCCUCAGUACCGGCCUCGUCCUGCCAACCUGGACGACAUUGGCACAUUCAUUGAUGAUAACCUGAAGGCAGCAGACAGCGACCCCACGGCGCCCCCCUAUGACUCGCUUCUGGUAUUCAACUAUGAGGGAGGGGGCUCGGGUGCAGGAAGCCUGUCGUCCCUGGACUCCUCGAGCAGCGGAGACCAGGACUACAACUCGCUCAACGAAUGGGGGCCGCGCUUUAAGAAACUAGCAGAUAUGUGUGGUGGAGGGGAAGAUGACGUGCUGUGAACAAACCUGCAUGAAUGGCUCUUAACACUGGAUUUGUGUAUAUACGGACUGCGUGCAUCCCAGGGCAAGUGAUGUGAGCCAGACAUGGGGCUCAUACAGUAUGUGCCUUGGGUUGAACACGUGUUGGGUUUGUGGUUUACGUUUGACUGCGCUUACUAGAGUUUAAAAAAAGUCCCCUGUUGUCAAUCCUAAAGUGCCCCAUCUUUAUUUUACAGCCAUGUUCAAUACUAGAGGUGUUUUGUCUAAUCUGUAGAUUUCAUGCAGAUAUUUGAGGCUGACAGCUUUAAUACAUGACUCUGGAAAAACAUGUUUGCACUUGCACUGAAA
This is a messenger RNA of Betta splendens (Siamese fighting fish), 3086 nucleotides long. Its product is annotated as B-cadherin-like. Gene Ontology annotation, biological process: homophilic cell-cell adhesion; calcium-dependent cell-cell adhesion; cell-cell junction assembly. Bases 69 to 2759 code for a protein of 896 amino acids. The record is from RefSeq and is a predicted model, not a curated record. The transcript has 18 exons. Gene Ontology annotation, cellular component: adherens junction; cytoplasm; catenin complex. Gene Ontology annotation, molecular function: calcium ion binding; cadherin binding. NCBI's taxonomy places the organism in Eukaryota, Metazoa, Chordata, Actinopteri, Anabantiformes, Osphronemidae.